AUGGACUCUUUACCCGGGAAAAAUAUCCCUACUAAAGCACUUGUUGUUGACAAGCCUAACGCACCUUUCAUCCUCGAAGAUGUGGUCCUGGAUGAAGUACGAGAGAAUGAGCUUCUUGUGGAAAUCAAAUACUCGGGAAUAUGCCACACUGACCUUGUUAUACAGCAGGGGAAAAUGCCCAUCGGUGGUUUCCCGGUGGUAGCUGGCCAUGAAGGCGCUGGCAUUAUUCUCAGGCUGGGUAGCGGCCUCGAAGGUUCGGGGCUCAGAGAGGGUGACCGGGUGAUACUGGGGUUCGCCUCUUGCAUGAGUUGCACAGCAUGUCGCGAAGGGAGCAAGGGAGCUUGCGCCAACAUCGCCCUUACCAAUUUUGGAGGCACAAGAGGCCUUGACGAUACUUCAAUUCGCCGUCCUAACGGUGACUUUGUAAGAGGUCCAGUGUUUGGCCAGUCGUCAUUUUCCAAGCUCGCGGUCUGCGAUGCCAGAACUGUGGUUAAAUAUCCAGGGCCGGUUGAAGACCUAUCAUUUUUGGCUCCUCUAGGCUGCGGGUUUAUGACGGGUGCUGGAACGGUCAUGGAUGUUUUGAAGCCACAGUCAAGCAGCAGCAUCGCUAUCUUGGGGCUUGGUGCAGUGGGGCUUUGUGCUCUCAUGGCAGCUAAAAGCCUCAACGUUGCUGAAAUCGUAGCAAUCGAUAUUGUUGAUUCACGGUUGGAAUUGGCGAAGUCUCUAGGGGCUACACACGCUCUGGACGGGAGGAAGUACAGGGAUAUUGAAGCUGCAAUUCGAGAAGCGUCUGCGCAUGGUGUUGACUAUAUAGUCGAUACUACCGGUCUGAUCAGCGCGAUCAACAGUGGUAUCAGAGCGCUCGCGCAACGGGGAACGCUCGCCAUUGUCGGCACGCCUCCACCAAGGGAGUGCCUCAGUGCUGAAGCGAUGGAAAUGCUCAUCCACUGCAAGAAGAUUAUCGGAAUUACAGGUGCUUAUGCCAACCCUCAAGAGGUGAGCUUGCACUUUUCGUCGGCAAAAUGUGGUUUAUUGAUGCUAUAA
Molecule: messenger RNA, 1044 nt
Organism: Cladophialophora psammophila CBS 110553
Lineage: Eukaryota; Fungi; Ascomycota; Eurotiomycetes; Chaetothyriales; Herpotrichiellaceae
Exons: 2
Coding region: 1-1044 (347 amino acids)
Molecular function (GO): oxidoreductase activity
Source: RefSeq, a predicted model, not a curated record